Messenger RNA from Miscanthus lutarioriparius, 2688 nucleotides. NCBI's taxonomy places the organism in Eukaryota, Viridiplantae, Streptophyta, Magnoliopsida, Poales, Poaceae. The record is from the annotation of a GenBank genome assembly.
AUGUCACUCCCCGAUGCCUGUCCGCAGCUCAGUGGCCAUGACGACGACGGCCCCGCCCGUGCUCUCGUCGCCCUCCUCCUCGUCGCCGUCGCCGUCGCCGACGAUGGGGCGACGCUGGUGGAGAUCAAGAAGUCCUUCCGCAACGUCGGCAACGUACUGUACGAUUGGGCCGGCGACGACUACUGCUCCUGGCGCGGCGUCCUGUGCGACAACGUCACAUUCGCCGUCGCUGCGCUCAACCUCUCUGGCCUCAACCUUGAGGGCGAGAUCUCUCCAGCCGUCGGCAGCCUCAAGAGCCUCGUCUCCAUCGAUCUGAAGUCAAAUGGGCUAUCCGGGCAGAUCCCUGAUGAGAUUGGCGAUUGUUCAUCACUUAAGACUCUGGACUUUUCUUUCAACAACCUGGAUGGCGACAUACCAUUUUCUAUAUCAAAGCUGAAGCACCUGGAGAACUUGAUAUUGAAGAACAACCAGCUGAUUGGUGCUAUCCCAUCAACAUUGUCACAGCUCCCAAAUUUGAAGAUUUUGGAUUUGGCACAAAACAAACUGACUGGGGAGAUACCAAGGCUUAUCUACUGGAAUGAGCUUCCCACUAAUUUGAUCAGUGAUGUGAAGAACAAUAGCUUGACUGGGGUGAUACCAGACACCAUUGGGAAUUGUACAAGUUUUCAGGUCUUGGAUUUGUCUUACAACCGCUUUACUGGACCAAUCCCAUUCAACAUUGGUUUCCUACAAGUGGCUACACUAUCCUUGCAAGGGAACAUGUUCACCGGUCCAAUUCCUUCAGUAAUUGGUCUUAUGCAGGCUCUCGCUGUUCUAGAUCUGAGUUACAACCAAUUAUCUGGUCCUAUACCAUCUAUACUAGGCAACUUGACAUAUACUGAGAAGCUGUACAUCCAAGGUAAUAGGUUAACUGGGUCGAUACCACCAGAGUUAGGAAAUAUGUCAACACUUCAUUACCUAGAACUGAACGAUAAUCAACUUGUUGGGUCAAUUCCACCAGAGCUUGGAAGGCUAACAGGCUUGUUUGACCUGAACCUUGCGAAUAACCACCUUGAAGGACCAAUUCCUGACAACCUAAGUUCAUGUGUGAAUCUCAAUAGCUUCAAUGCUUAUGGCAACAAGUUAAAUGGGACCAUUCCUUGUUCGUUGCAGAAACUUGAAAGCAUGACCUAUUUAAAUCUGUCAUCAAAUUUCAUAAGUGGAUCUAUUCCUAUUGAGCUAUCAAGGAUCAACAAUUUGGACACGUUGGACUUAUCCUGUAACAUGAUGACUGGUCCAAUUCCAUCAUCCAUUGGCAGCCUAGAGCAUCUAUUGAGGCUUAACUUGAGCAAGAAUGGUCUAGUUGGAUUUAUCCCUGCGGAGUUUGGUAAUUUGAGGAGUGUCAUGGAGAUUGAUUUAUCCUAUAAUCACCUUGGUGGCCUGAUUCCUCAAGAACUUGGAAUGCUGCAAAACCUGAUGUUGUUAAAACUGGAAAAUAACAAUAUAACUGGCGAUGUGUCUUCUCUGAUGAACUGCUUCAGCCUCAAUAUCUUAAAUGUGUCAUACAAUAAUUUGGCUGGUGUUGUCCCUGCUGACAACAACUUCACACGGUUUUCACCUGACAGCUUUUUAGGUAAUCCUGGACUCUGUGGAUAUUGGCUUGGUUCUUCGUGUCGUUCCACUGGCCACCGCGAGAAACCGCCAAUCUCAAAGGUUGCCAUAAUUGGUGUUGCUGUGGGUGGACUUGUUAUCCUCCUGAUGAUCUUAGUGGCUGUUUGCAGGCCACACCGUCCACCUGCUUUUAAAGAUGUCACUGUAAGCAAGCAAGUGAGCAAUGCUCCCCCCAAGCUGGUGAUCCUUCAUAUGAACAUGGCCCUUCAUGUAUACGAUGAUAUAAUGAGGAUGACUGAGAACUUGAGUGAGAAAUACAUCAUUGGAUACGGGGCGUCAAAAGGUUCAUCCAAGAAGAAAAAACUUGACUGGGAGACUCGCCUACGGAUUGCUCUUGGUGCAGCUCAAGGCCUUGCUUACCUUCACCAUGACUGCAGUCCACGAAUAAUUCACCGGGAUCUUAUGUGUCUCAAAACUCACACAUCAACCUAUGUCAUGGGCACUAUUGGCUACAUUGAUCCUGAGUACGCCCGCACUUCCCGUCUCAACGAAAAGUCUGAUGUCUACAGCUAUGGCAUUGUUCUGUUGGAGCUGCUGACUGGCAAGAAGCCAGUGGACAACGAGUGCAAUCUCCAUCACUUGAUCCUAUCGAAGACAGCAAGCAACGAGGUCAUGGAUACCGUGGACCCUGACAUCGGAGACACCUGCAAGGACCUCGGCGAGGUGAAGAAGCUCUUCCAGCUGGCGCUCCUUUGCACCAAGCGGCAACCCUCGGACCGACCGACGAUGCACGAGGUGGUGCGCGUCCUGGACUGCCUGGCGAACACCGAUCUGCCGCCAAAGCCGUCCGCGCAUCAGCUGGGCCAGCUGCCGCAGCCGUCUCCAGCUGUACCAAGCUACAUCAACGAGUACGUCAGCCUGCGGGCACUGCCGCUCUCUCCUGCGCCAACUCGUCCAGCACCUCAGACGCCGAGCUGUUCCUCAAGUUCGGCGAGGCCAUCUCGCAGAACAUGGAGUAGGGAAGAGGUCUGGGAGACUGGGGGAGUCUUGAGGCGUCUGAAGAGUGAAGCCGAUGCAGGGAGUAGUGGGAGUAGUUGA